AUGACAGGCCCAUCACAUGGAAGCCACCACUGCCACUCCGUCGACAGCAGCAGCAGCCACAGCAGCAGCCGCAGGCAGCGCCGCGCUGAACAAAAGUCAUCCGAGCUGCGGCCCAAAUGCCCAGGCUUGACCGCCGCGAAGGCCAGCCCCGGGAAGCGGGUAUGUCCAGGUUCACAAGAACACCUCCUCAAAUUCGUGACCAUGGGGGAUAUGAAGACCCCAGGCUUUGAUGACGUCCUGGCAGCAUUUGACAUCCCAGAUAUGGCUGAUCCUAAAGCAGCUAUUGAGAAUGGACAUGAUGACCACAAAAGCCACAUGAAGCAGAACGCUCACAGAGAGGAGGACUCCCACACACCAUCAUCUUCCAACGUGGGUGUCAGCGUGAUCUUCAAGAAUGUUCGGAGCAUCGACUCCUCCGAGGGCGGGAGAAAGACAGUUACAACCACCAGCAAUGGCCGACAUAAUGGGUUUCUCACAGCGUCCUCCCUUGACAGUUAGGGUAAAGAUGGAGCGAAGUCCUUGGAAGGAGACGUGCCUGCCUCCCAGGUGACUCUGAAAGACACAACGUUCAGCCAGUUUAGCCCAAUCUCCAGUGCUGAAGAGUUUGAUGAUGAUGAGAAGAUGGAGGUGGAUGAACCCCCUGACAAGGAGGACAUGUGAUCAAGCUUCAGGUGGAAGGUGUUGACAGGGUCGGCUCCCCAGCAGGACUGCGAUAAGCUGAAGGCACUUGGAGGGGAAAACUCCAGCAAAACUGGACUCUCUACGUCAGGCAAUAUGGAGAAAAACAAAAUAGUUAAGAGAGAAACCAAAGCAAAUGCUAUAAACCUGAGUGUUUAUGAACUUUUUAAAGUCCGAAAAGCAGAGGAUAAGUUGAAGGAAAACUCUGACAAGGUGCUGGAAAACAGAGUCCUGGAUGGGAAGACGAGCUCCCAGAAGAAUGACAGUGGCCUUCCCGGCAUUGCGCCAGAGACAAAGUCAUCCUCCAAGUUUUCAUCCUGCAUUGCUGCUAUCGCGGCUGUCAGUGCUAAAAAGGUGGCUUCAGACUCCUGCAAAGAACCAGUGGCCAAUUCGAGAGAAUCCUCCCCAUUACCAAAAGAAGUAAAGGACAGUCCGAGAGCCACCGACAAGUCUCCUGAAUCCCAGAAUCUCAUCGACGGGACCAAAAAACCAUCCCCAAAGCAACCGAAUAGUCCCAGAAGCAUCUCAAGGGAGAACAGCAGCAAGGGAUCCCCAUCCUCUCCCGCAGGGUCCACACCAGCAAUCCCCAAAGUCCACAUAAAAACCAUUAAGACAUCUUCUGGGGAAAUCAAGAGAACAGUGACCAGGGUACUGCCAGAAGUGGAUCUUGACUCUGGGAAGAAACCUUCUGAGCAGACAGCAUCCGUGGUGACCUCUGUGACAUCCCUUCUGUCGUCUCCAGCAUCAGCCACCAUCCUUUCCUCUCCCCCCAGGGCACCUCCCCAGUCCUCGGUCAUGACCAGUGCAGUUUCCCCUGCAGAGUUCACCCCUAAACAGGUCACAAUCAAGCCUGUGGCUACUGCUUUCCUCCCAGUGUCUGCUGUGAAGACAGCAGGAUCCCAAGUCAUUAAUUUGAAGCUUACUAACAACACCACGGUGAAAGCCACAGUCAUAUAUGCUGCCUCUGUCCAGAGUGCCAUCAGUGCCAUCAUUAAAGCCACCAACGCCAUCCAGCAGCAAAUUUUCAUGGUGCCAGCAUCCAGCCUGGCCAACGCCAAACUCCUGCCAAAGACUGUGCACCUUGCCAACCUUAACCUUUUGCCUCAGGGUGCCCAGGCCACCUCUGAACUCUGCCAAGUGCUAACCAAAACUCAGCAACAAAUAAAACAGGUAAUAAUCAAUGCAGCAGCCUCGCAAACCCCCCCCCCCCCCCCGCAAAAGGAGUCUCAAGUCCAGGUGGUGUCGUCCUUGCAGAGUUCUGUGGUGGAAGCUUUCAACAAGGUGCCAAACAGUGUCAAUCCAGUCCCUGUUUACAUCCCAAACCUCAGUCCUCCUGCCAAUGCAGGGAUCACGUUACCGAUGCAUGGGUACAAGUGCUUGGAGUGUGGGGACUCCUGUGCACCAUCUGAGAGUCUGAUCCAGAGCUGCGACAGAUGGAGCGUGUGCACCAAAGUAACGUGCAACCAUUGUACAAAGAACCUCGUUUUUUACAACAAAUGCAGCCUCCUUUCCCAUGCCUGUGGGCAUAAGGAGAAAGGGGUGGUAAUGCAAUGCUCUCACUUAAUUUUAAAGUCAGUCCCAGCAGAUCAAAUGACAGUUUCUCCAUCAAGCAAUACUUCCACUUCAACUUCCACUCUUCAGAGCCCUGUGAGAGCCAGCACACACACUGUCGCAAAAACUCAGUCUGGCAUAACUGGGACAGUCAUAUCGGCUCCUUCAAGCACUCCCAUCAUUGCAGCUGUGCCCCUAGAUGAAGACCCCUCCAAACUGUGACAUAGUCUAAAACGUUAGGAGUGUAAUGAAGUCUUCCAGGACGAGACGUCACUGGCUACACAUUUCCAGCAAGCUGCAGAUACGAGUGGACAAAAGACUUGCACCAUCUGCCAGAUGCCGCUUCCUAACCGGUGCAGUUAUGCAUCACACCAGAGAAUCCAUCAGCACAAAUCUCCCUACACUUGCCCUGAGUGUGGGGCCAUCGGCAGGUCUGUGCACUUCCAGGCCCACGUCACCAAGAACUGUCUGCACUACACGAGAAGCGCUGGUUUUCGACGUGUGCAUUGCAAUGUUGUGUACUCUGAUGGGGCUGCUCUGAAGUCUCACAUUCAAGAUUCUCACUGUGAAGUCUUCGAUAAGUGUCCUAUUUGUCCAAUGGCGUUUAAGUCUGCCCCAAGCACACAUUCCCACGCUGACACACAGCAUCCCGGCGUCAAGAUAGAAGAACCAGAAAUAAUAUGUAAGUGUUCCAUGUGUGACACCGUGUUCACCCUGCAAACCUUGCUGUAUCACCACUUUGACCAACACAUUGAAAACCAGAAGGUGUCUGUUUUCAAGUGUCCAGACUGUUCUCUUUUAUAUGCACAGAAGCACCUUAUGAUGGACCGUAUCAAGUCUGUGCACGGAACAUUGAAAAGUAUUGAAGGGCCUCCAAACUUGGGUAUAAACUUGCCUUUGAGCAUUAAGCCUGAAACUCAAAAUGUAGCAAAUCAGAACAAAGAGGACACCAAAUCCGUGAAUGGGAAAGAGAAAUUGGAAAAAAAAUCUCCAUCUCCUGUGAAAAAAUCAAUGGAAACCAAGAAAGUGGCCAGGCCUGGGUGGACGUGUUGGGAGUGUGGCCGCCUGUUCAUGCAGGGAGAUGUGUACAUAUCCCACGCAAGGAAGGAGCACGGGAAGCAAGUGAAGAAACACCCCUGCCGCCAGUGUGACAAGCCUUUCAGCUCGUCCCACAGCCUGUGCCGGCACAGCCGGAUCAAACACAGAGUCAUCAGGAAAGUGUACGCCUGCUCACACUGCCCAGACUCCAGAAGAACCUUUACCAAACGACAGAUGCUGGAGAAGCACGUCCAGCUGGUGCACGGCAUUAAGGACGCUGCCCUGAAAGAAAUGACCGCCACCAAUGAGGAGGAAGCAGAAAUAAAAGAAGACACCAAGGUCCCCAGUCCCAAGCGGAAGUUGUAAGAACCAGUUCUGGAGUUCAGGCCCCCCCGAGGAGCAAUCACUCAACCACUGAAAAAGCUGAAAAUCAAUGUUUUGCAGGUUCACAGGUGUGCCGUGUGUGGCUUCACCGCCAAAAACCUGCUGCAGUUCCACGAACACAUCCCUCAGCACAAAUCCGAUGGUUCUUCCUCCCAGUGCCGGGAGUGUGGCCUCUGCUGCACGUCUCACGUCUCUCUGGCCAGGCACCUCCUCAUCGUACACGGGUUAAAGGAACCUCAGCCAGUGUCCAAGCAAAAUGGGGCUGGGGACAAUAACCAACAGGAGAACAAACCCAGCCACGAGGAUGAAUCCCCCAAUGGCGCCGUGUCAGACAGAAAGUGCAAAGUGUGCACAAAAACUUUUGAAACUGAAGCUGCCUUAAAUACUCGCAUGCGAACACACGCAUAUGAGUAUUUUGGAUUCAUCAAAUCCAAAAGGAUGAGCUCAGCUGAGAAACAGCCACAGAUGCUCCAUGAGGAAAAUCCCUGCAGUAAAGUACAAGAUAAAACUGGCACAGCAGUGGCUAAGAGGAUAGUGGAGGAACAGGGGCCUGUAGAGGUGGCCUGCAGACCAACGUCCCAUUGCACCUUAACGGUGCCGGGUCAGGACAGAGGCACCCUCAGUGAGGUGACAGGAAGGCUGUCGAUGGCCAAACAGGAAGCUGAGGGCUCGUCUGUCUUUGUAAAUCAGACCACCUCCUCUUUCAGCUACAUGGAAACUCUGACUUGUCCCAUGUUGGGAAGCGAAUGGCGUGGCAAACAGAACACAGUGGUUGCUGGGGCAGACCCUAUGGCAGCCAGAUGUGGCCGGCUGUCCACAAUGGGCCUGAUCCCCAUCAUGGCUGCGGCACCCUCGGACAGGAAGGGCUUCUGGGAGCUGUGCAGGUGCAAUCUGAGCGUGGGGCAUGGCGGCUGUGUCCCCUUUGUAUCAUCUGGUGUCCAGAGUCUAACCAGGAAGUAG
Messenger RNA from Piliocolobus tephrosceles (Ugandan red Colobus), 4611 nucleotides. Its product is annotated as zinc finger protein 532-like. NCBI's taxonomy places the organism in Eukaryota, Metazoa, Chordata, Mammalia, Primates, Cercopithecidae. The record is from RefSeq and is a predicted model, not a curated record.